GCACGCGACUCGCGCGACCGCCACGGAGAUGGGGGGCUCCGGUCUGCGCCCACUUCCCCUACCCACCAGAUUCCAUCCUCUGACGCACCCCCUUACGCCUCUUUCGGCCUACCUUGCCCGGAUAACCCAGCCAGUGCCGGCAGCGGACUCCCGAGCCUGCCCGCAGGAUGGAGAAGGGGCGGAGCCCUGGAGCGCGCUCCCGAGCAGCCAGGCCAGCCCCGGGGCGCGCUCACUGCCCGGAGGUGCGCGCUCGCGCUGCAGCUCGUUCUGAUCCUGUCUCCCUUUACGGCAACCGCGAAAGUGUCGUGAGCGUGCUGCCGCGGAUCGCAGUCACUCAGUCGGCUGGAGCCGGAGGUUCUUAUUUCUAGGGGUGUGCCUUUCGGGGUCAGGGUAAAGACCAGCUAUAAAAAAAGUUAUAAAACUUAAGACAAAUUAUUGUCUUGAGAUAAAAGAAAACCAAGACCCAUGAGUGGGCAUCGGUCAACAAGGAAACGAUGUGGAGAUUUUCACCCAGAGUCUCCUGUGGGCUUCGGGCAUAUGAGUACUACAGGAUGCGUAUUAAAUAAAUUGUUUCAGUUACCUACACCACCAUUGUCAAGACACCAGCUAAAACGGCUAGAGGAACACAGAUAUCAGAGUGCCGGACGGUCUCUGCUUGAACCCUUAAUGCAAGGAUAUUGGGAAUGGCUAGUUGGUAGAGUUCCUUCCUGGAUUGCCCCAAAUCUCAUCACCAUCAUUGGACUGUCAAUAAACAUCUGUACAACUGUUUUAUUAGUCUACUACUGCCCUACAGCUACAGAACAGGCACCUCUGUGGGCAUAUGUUGCUUGUGCAUGUGGCCUUUUCAUUUACCAGUCUUUGGACGCUAUAGAUGGGAAACAAGCCAGAAGAACCAAUAGUAGCUCUCCUCUGGGAGAACUUUUCGAUCAUGGUUGUGAUUCACUGUCAACAGUUUUUGUGGUUCUUGGAACUUGCAUUGCGGUGCAACUGGGGACAAAUCCUGACUGGAUGUUUUUUUGUUGUUUUGCUGGGACGUUCAUGUUCUAUUGCGCACACUGGCAGACAUAUGUUUCUGGAACAUUGCGGUUUGGAAUAAUUGAUGUGACUGAAGUGCAAAUCUUCAUAAUAAUCAUGCAUUUGCUGGCGGUGAUUGGAGGACCACCUUUUUGGCAAUCUAUGAUUCCAGUGCUGAAUAUUGAAGUGAAAAUUUUUCCUGCGCUUUGUACUGUAGCAGGGACUAUAUUUUCUUGUACAAAUUACUUCCGUGUAAUCUUCACAGGUGGUGUUGGCAAAAAUGGAUCAACGAUAGCAGGAACAAGUGUCCUUUCUCCUUUUCUCCAUAUUGGAUCAGUGAUUACAUUAGCUGCAAUGAUCUACAAGAAAUCAGCAGUUCAGCUUUUUGAAAAGCAUCCCUGUCUUUAUAUACUGACAUUUGGUUUUGUAUCUGCUAAAAUCACCAAUAAGCUUGUGGUUGCACAUAUGACGAAAAGUGAAAUGCAUUUGCAUGACACAGCAUUCAUAGGUCCAGCACUUUUGUUUCUGGACCAAUAUUUUAACAGCUUUAUUGAUGAAUAUAUUGUACUUUGGAUUGCUCUGGUCUUCUCAUUCUUUGAUUUGAUCCGCUAUUGUGUCAGUGUCUGCAAUCAAAUUGCGUCUCACCUUCACAUACAUGUCUUCAGGAUCAAGGUCUCUACAGCUCAUUCUAAUCAUCAUUAAUGACGUAAUUGGUGUUGUAUAGGAAACUUGUGUUUUUUGAAGGAAAGAAUCUGAACAUAUUAAGGAGAAUGGGGUGGAUAAGAACAAAUAUAAUUUAUAAUAAUCAAUGUUGUAUAACUUUUAUUCUUUGUUACUGGUAACACUCCUUAACUAUGCUCUGUGAGAAUGGGAAUUUCAAGUCCCAUCCUGUAAAUUGUACAUGUGGUCUUACAGGGUUUGGCCCAAGAAAGCAUGCAGGAAAAAAAUGCCAUGUGUUUGUAAUUAUCCUGGAUUCAUCAUAAUAUUGUCAUGGGGAACCAGAUCUCCAGAGGUGGAGAUUUCUAAUGUAGAAUAUUUGCAGGUCAAAAGAUGGUUGCUUUACAAUUUUAACAAAUCAUCAUCUCUUAUUGACAUCCUUGUUUAGUGUCUUCUCAAGCUUUCUUUUAUUAAGCAGCUCAGCUUGUGGCACAGAGAUAUUCCACUAGCUUGUGAGAUGGAACUAGUGAUAAAGACUUUGAAUUUGGAUUGAAAGAUUUCCUGUCUUUACCUUGUUGAGGAAGUCAUUUUAAUUGCUCAAGAAGUAAUAUCUUUCAUGGGCUUGGGAAAUCCUGUCAGCAUGCAGAAAAAUGUGGUAACUUUGUCGAUCCAUUUUAUUUUUUUAAAUAAAUACAUAAUCUGAAAGCCAGCUUUCUUCUCAGUGUUAUUCAGUGGAAAGAUAAACUAAGUUUUAAGGUCUUUUUUUUUUUUUAAAGCAAAAUUUAUUUCUAUUUUUUAAUAAAUAAGGAAAUUCAGUCAGCUGCAUUGUCAUGAUGUGUCCUAUGACGUUUCUAUUUUGUGUAAACUGUUUAACGUAAAAAAGAAGAACUAUGUUUAUUUUCCUUCUGAAUAAGUUUUUGUUGUAUUUGUCACCCUUGCAAUUAUCGGUCACAUAGGACUCUCAAACUUUCCUCCCAGACUUUCACUAAUUGCCUGGGCCUCAUGAUGGGUCACUUUGCAUUGUCCUUUUCUGGCUACUCAGUGUCUAUACUACAGUUUGAAAUGGGAAGCAGGUGUCCUCAAUAACUAUGAGCCAGAUCUGUUUUCAGUAUAUAGAUGGUUGAGUUGCUUGAAUGAAGAAGACCAUAGAAAAGGUUUAAACUACUGGCUAAAAUGAAGUAUCUUACUAGUUUUUAUUUAUACCUGUCUCCAUAUAUUGCAUCGUGGAUAAAUGAUAAUUGUACCGCCUUGCCUGGCAGCCAGAACUCCCCUUGCUUGCCCUUUUGAUGGUUCGCAUGAUCCCAUGUGGAUCUGGACUCGCAGUGACAGUUCAGCCCUCAAUUUCUCUGUUAGACUGUACAGGAAAGGGGAAUCUCUUCUCACCUUUGCUCACUAGCAACUUGUCCAGCAUCUAGGGUAGAGAAGCACACAUAGAGAAAUGCUAAAGUAGAUCAAGUUUUAAAAGGUAGGGCAAAGCAGAGAAAAGAAAAAUGGUUCAUUCUACUUUGUUGGUACAUUUGCAUCUACUGUCUUAUUUCAUUAUUAGUUGCUAAUAACCUACAAUGGAAACUGAGGCCUGAAGAGGCUGAAUGGCAUGCCAGUGUCACAUAAUGGCUACUUUUCAGAACAGGUUCUAGAAUCCAGGUCUUCUGAAUCCUGGUACAGUGUUCUCUCCUGCGCCAUACUGGGUCUUGAAAGGCUAAAGCUAAACUGAGAUGUUGAGGGCUAAGUGAAAUAUGUAUAUUCUCCUAGAACCUUUUUCAGCCAUUAGGGAAUCUGAAACGUGCUCACAUACCUGGUGUGUGCUUUCUUCAUCCCAUCAGAUCAAGAGUGCUUUUGUAGUAAACCUCAGCUGGCCCCAGCUCUUCUUGCAUAUUCAGAUACAGUAAAACCUGUGAAAGCCGGAACUUGUGUAAGGUGGAAGCCUGUCAGAGAAGGAAUGUGCAGAUAUUUUCCACUAAUAGAGAGCAAUAGAAAAGUGGUAAGAUUGUACCCUGUCAAAGGCGGGAAAUGUGAGACCUGGAAAAAUAAGGCAGUCCCGUCGAGUUCAGCUUUCACAGGUUUCACUGUACAUUGACUUAGUUUGUUACCUGGUUUUUAGUGCCCUAUACCAAAUGGUUCCCAAACCUGCUUGGACAUCAACAUCACUUGAAGGAACUCCUACAGAUUGCCAGGCCCUAUCCCUGGAGAUGAUCCAAUAGAUUUGGGAUAGGCCCUCAGAAAAUAUUUUCAUAAGCUUGUAAGGAUUUUAGGCCCAGUUCUGAAACCCUUUGAGGUGCAGUUAGGUUUAGGAAACACUGCCUUAAACUACCUUAAAAAAUGCAGGUAUUCUUACAAGCUGUGAAGAGUAGCAGUGUAGUUAGGGUGGUGUUUAUCAGUAGUGGAACAUCUGCUCCCUGCAGGAGGCCCCUGUGCCCCCAAUGAGAUUACACUGGCUUUAACUCCACCUUCCAAAAGCAUUUAUGUUCUUUAUAUAGAAUUCAGGGACCUCUGAGGGCCACAAUCACAUAUGUAAAAAAGGUAGAAUUUUUGAAAGACACUUCUAAAUAAGUUUCCCAUCUCCUGCAGUGUUUAAACAGAAGCUGUCAGUAGAGGUAGAGAAGGAGGAUGGAGCAGGUGACCACUAAACCCCUUGGACCCUUACGAUUGUGAUCUCUUUUCUUAAAGGGAAAAAAAUGUUAAUGCAGAGAUCCUGUCACUUUUAGCUAAAGAGCUAAAGUGGGCUUCUUGGAACCCUAAAUGUGUACAACUGGAGGUAAAAGACAAAUCCAAAUGAAGUGAUAGACAAGUAGGCCUGUUUAUGGAAGGGAUAUAGUGCUCUUUACUUCUCUUGCCUGAAAUUCCUACCCUCAAGUUGCUCCUGGACAGCAGUCACUUCCCUGUCGCUAGCAGCCUCUCCUCCCAGGAUUCUGAAGAACACACCUGAGUUGAACCAAGGUUCAUCUGCCCUGUCCUCCAGUGCUAUUGCUCUCACCCAUACCUUCUGCCCCUCCUAUUAGAAGAGGAAGAACUCCUGAGCCCUGUAAUUCUACCACUGCAAACACAGCCCCAGGGUACAGGACCACCAAAACCAGGUCCUCUGCUUUUAGUCCAGUUUAUCCUCACAUCUAUUGCCUUGUUCUUCUGUUCUCCUCCCAUAGUGGAAGCCAUAGAUGCACACAAAUAGCAAGAAGGUUUUCAUCUUUAUUCUCAUUCUCACAUGUCCACAGACCAUUUUCGUAUUGAAGAGCUGAGCCUUGGGGCCACAACUGCUUUCUCUGCUUGAGGGUUUUGUACUAGUGGUUCCUGGGAGAGGCCAGUUGCAACAACUUCUAACCAAGCCUCUAUAACAUCUGUACUACUGUCUCCUUGCUGUGUCACCUCUGCAAAAAACGCAGCUUUCAGUCCAGCUCUGUAAGCACAGGGGCCAGAGCCCUCCAAAGUCCUGAGAAAGUUAAUUCCAGGGAUCCCAAACUCUGACACCAGCUUGAAGCAAGACCUGGUUACCAGGACUCGGAGGCUGUGGACACUGGGGUGGAGAGCAUCACUGAGCCUGCCAUGCUAGCAGGGGCCCGAGUCCAGAAAUGGCCUGUAGGUCUCUUCACACCUGUUCACCACAGUUCUUAUUUCACAACCUUUUCCCUGGUUUCUUCUGUUUCUUUUGUUCCUCAUAUUCAAGUAUUUUCCGCUGGAAAUAGCCUGUGGGUUCAGAUACAGGUUUUAGAAUCAGCUAAUCUGCCAGACUAUGAUGAGCUCAGGCAUGAGGGUCAGAAAUACUCUCUUUCUAAUUCCACCCCACACAAACACACACACUCCCAUCCCUGCCAGGAUUCCCACACCUACACAGGUGUCUGGAGAGCCAAGGUAUUCAAUUUGGCCCCCAAAAAGGGGCCCUCAAACAAAGGAUAAUUAACAGGAAUUAGCUCCAGAUUAAAACAAAGAGGAAAUAAUACAGUCCAGGUGGCUGCAGAAUAUAGCACCUUCUACAAAAUGUCAGCCCCCUAAGCAUUUUCUUAGGUUUCAUGGUAUUUCCUUCCAAUCCCACUGAUACAAUUACAGCUAUUCUGUGGGCCCCUAGAGGGAAAUACUCCCUCCUCCCCUCCUCUUCAUCCUUCAUACAGUUGCACCUAACCUGAAGGACCCCCCCAUGUGUCUGUCAGUUUGUCAUAGUGUGGGGGCUUGUGAGCUGAGCUUCCAGACUAAGACUAGGAAGAAGGACCCAGCAGUCUACUUCUGAAAAGAUUUAACUAGUGAAAACCUUAUGAAUACCAGCAGAACAUUGAUAGCGUGCCAGAUGAUGAGCCCCUCAGGUUGGAAGGCACUCAAAAGACAACUGGGGAAGAACUGCCUCCUCAAAGUGAGUCAGCCUUAAUGAUGUGGACGGAAUCAAGCUUUUGGGACCUUCAUUUGCUGAAGUGGCAUGACUCAAAAUGAGAACAAACAGCUGCAAACAUCCAUUAAUAAUUGGAACCUGGAAUGUAUGAAGUAUGAAUUUAGGAAAAUUGGAAGCUGUCAAAAAUGGAAUGCAUAAACAUUGAUACCCAAGGCAUUAGUGAGCUGAAAUGGACUGGUAUUGGCCAUUUUGAAUCACACAAUUAUAUGGUCUACUACGCCAGGAAUGAAAAGUUGAAGAGGAAUGGCAUUCCAUUCAUCGUCAAAAAGAACAUUUCAAGAUCUAUCCUGAAGUACAAUGUGGUCAGUGAUAGGAUAAUAUCUAUACGCCUGCAAGGAAGGCUGGUAAUAUGACUACUAUUCAAAUUUACACACGAACCACUAAGGCCAAAGAUGAAGAAAUUGAAGAUUUUUACCAAUUUAUGCAGUCUGAAAUUGAUCAAAUAUGCAAUCAGGACACAUUGAUAGUUACUGGAGAUUGGAAUGCGAAAGUUGGAAACAGAAGGACUGGUAGUUGGAAAAUAUGGCCUUGGUGAUAGAAAUGAUGCCGGAGAUCGCAUAAUAGAAUUUUGCAAGAUCAACGACUUUUUUUUCCACCAGUGUAAACAUCAACUAUACACAUGACCUUGCCAGAUCGAAUACACAGGAAUCAAAUCGACUACAUCUGUGAGAAGAGAAAAUGGAAAAGCUCAAUAUCAGUCAGAACAAGGCCAGGGGCUGACUGUGGAACAGACCAAUUGCUCAUAUGCAAGUUCAAACUGAAACUGAAGAAAAUUAGAACAAGUCCACAAGAGCCAAAGAACAACCUUGAGUAUAUCUCACCUGAAUUUAGAGACCAUCUCAAGAAUAGAUUUGAUGCAUUGAACACUAAUGAUUGAAGACCAGAGGAAUUGUGGAAUGACAUCAAAGACAUCGUAAUGAAGAAGGCAUGAGGUCAUUAAAAAGACAGGAAAGAAAGGCCAAAAUGGAUGUCAGAAGAGACUUUGAAACUUAUUCGUGAACGUCAAAUAGCUAAAGUGAAAGGAAGAAAUGAUGAAGUAAAAGAGUUGAACAGAAGAUUUCAAAGAGCGGCUCAAGAAGACAAAGUAAAGUAUUAUAUAAUGACAUGUGUAAAGACCUAGAGAUGGAAAACCAAAAGGAAAGAACAUGCUCUGCAUUUCUCAAGCUGAAAGAACUGAAGAAAGCCUUGAGUUGCAAUAUUGAAGGAUUCUAUGGGGAAAAUAUUAGAUGACUCAGGAAGCAUGAAAAGAAGAUGGAAAGAAUAUACAGAGUUACUAUACCAACAACAUUAGUCAACAUUCAACCACUUCGGGAGAUACCGUGUGAGCAGGAACCAAUGGUACUGAAGGAAAAGUCCAAGCUGCACUGAAAGUAUUGUGGCGAAAAACAAGUCUCCAGGAAUUGACAGAAUGCCAACUGAGAUGUUUCAAAAAAUGGAUGCAGCGCUGGAAGUACUCAUUUAUGCCGAGAAAUCUGGAAGACUACCUGGCCAACCGACUGGAAGAGAUCUGUAUGUAUGCCUAUUCCCAAGAAAGGUGAUCUCACUGAAUGCAGAAAUUAUCAUACAAUAUCAUCAACACCACACGAAAGUAAAAUUUUGCUGAAGAUCAUUCAAAAGUCGCUGCAGCAAUAUAUUGACAGGGAACUUUCAAAAAUUCAAGCUGGAUUCAGAAAAGGACGUGGAACCAGGAAUAUCAUUGUUGAUGUCAGAUGGAUCCUGGCUGAAAGCAGAGAAUAUCGGAAAAAUGUUUAUCUGUAUUUUACUGACUAUGCAAAGGCAUUUGACUGUGUGGAUCAUAAAUUAUGGAUAACAUUGUGAAGAAUGGGAAUACCAGAACACUUAAUUGUGCUCACAUGGAUCAAGAGGCAGUCAUUCGAACUGAACAAGGGGAUACUGCGUGGUUUAAAGUCAGGAAAGGCAUGAAUCAGGGCUGUAUCCUUUCACCAUACCUGUUCAACCUGUAUGCUGAGCAAAUAAUUGGAGAAGCUGGACUCUAUGAAGAAGAACGGGGCAUCAGGAUUGGAGGAAGACUCGUUAACAAUCUGUAUUAUGCAGAUGACACAGCCUUCCUUGCUGAAAGUGAAGAGGACUUGAAGCACUUACUAAUGAAGAUCAAAGACCACAGCCUUCAGUAUGGAUUACACCUCAACAUAAAGAAAACAAAAAUCCUCACAACUGGACCAAUGAGCGACAUCAUGAUAAACGGAGAAAAGAUUGAAGUUGUCAAGGAUUUCAUUUUACUUGGAUCCACAAUCAACAUCCAUGGAAGCAAUGGUAAAGAAAUCAAAGGACGCACUGCAUUGGGCAAAUCUGCUGCAAAAGACCUCUUUAAAGUGUUGAAAAGCAGAGAUGUCACCUUGAAGACUAAGAUGCGCCUGACCCAAGCCAUGGUGUUUUUUCAGUUGCCUCCUAUGCAUGUGAAAGCUGGACGAUGAAUAAGGAAGACCAAAGAAGAAUUGACGCCUUUGAAUUUUGGUGUUGGAGAAGAAUAUUGAAUAUACCAUGGACUGCCAAAAGAACAAAAAAAUCUGCCUUGGAAGAAGUACAACCAGAAUCCUCCUUAGAAGCAAGGAUGGCAAGACUACAUCUCACAUACUUUGGACAUGUUGCCAGGAGGGAUCAUUCCCUAGAGAAGGAAAUCAUGCUUGGUAAAGUAGACAGCGAAAAAGCGGAAGACCCUCAAUGAGAUCGGUCAACACAGUGGCUGCAACCAUGGGCUCAAGCAUAGCAACCGGGCAGUGUUUCGUUCUGUUGUACAUGGGGUCGCCAUGAGUCGGAACUGACUCAAUGGCACCUAACAACAACAACCUGGAGGUGGUGACCCUCUCUGGGCUUAGACUGUGUACCUGCAGGAGGUUUCUUGCUGUUUUCAGCUUCUUGGAUGAACAGGGAGAAGAGCUGUGUCUUCACAAACUUCUUCACGAAUCGGCGGCUGGCCUUGGAGGUCAGAGCCUUAUAGAAUGACCGUUCUUGGAAGGAGCCAUGCCCAUUUGCCUCCCGCUUGAUAUAGGAAGCAUAGUGGCCCACCGUCUUGACAAAGAACUGCACAAACGGGCCUGAAACAUGUUCAUUGAUUUGUUCUGAAGCUGUAGGGGACAUAUAGAGGCCAUGUCAGAGGGUAGUAGAAGGAGGAAAUUACUCAAACUCUCAGCUCCAAUUAUGGCUUUCAUUGUAAGCUGAAAAUUCCUGGGGAAAUGGGUGGGUGGGUUUAUAAUUCCCACUGACUGAUUGAAGGGAGAGACUACCAUUGCUUAGGAAGAAUAAAAUCUCAUAUUCUGACUUCCCUUCGGAUCUAGGCCUCUGGGGCUGGCCCAAGGCUCUGCUGUAAAAGUUGAUCUUAGUUCUGGAAGGGAAUGGUUGGGAAUCAUGCCCUUGAGCUCCCUGGAGAAAAGCAAAUAAGAGGGGCAUAGGACUUACUCUGUAACUCUUCGGUCUUCUGACCAAGAGAGUCUAAGAUGUCAUCCUGAAGUUUGGGUGGUAAAAUGUCUUUUUCAUCACCAACCUAAGAGAGGACAGGGUUAGCUCAGAGGUUAAGCAAUACAGGAGGAAGUGUGGAGCAAAGGAGGCUGGCCUGAUAAGGGCAUGAAUUCUCUACCUCACCCCACCCCCAAGAAUCUGUCACAUAGGAGAGAAACAACAGAAGCUGUUUCUUGGUCUUCAGCUUGUCUCCAAACAUUAGCAAUAUUCUCUUCUCUUGAUGCCUAAUGGUACUUGGUUUAUAUCCUUCGCUCUGAAGUUACUAACAAUGAUUGCCUUAUAGUGAAAGUGUCUGUGUCCUUGUCUAUCUGUGAGCUCCCUGAGAGAAGGGAAGUCUAAUUAGUGCAGAUUCUAGCUCAAUAAAGCACUUAAUAUCCAUUGAAAUAAAUGGAAUAUGGAUGAAGCUAGAGUGAUCGAGUUGGUGGUGGGCCUGCAUGGGAUGGAACCCAGACACUUACCGACAUUAAAAAGGUUCCUUCACAAAGAUUGACCAGCAGGACCUGAAAUCAACACAGAAUAGCUUUAUCUCUUCCCCUUUUGUCAUAGACCUCAGAAGGACUUACCAUCUGCAUAUCUGUGGCUGUACUUUUCAGCCCAGGUAAUGACAAAAUCAGCAUCUUCAAUUCCCAUUUCCUUUCUGCCACUUUCCCUCACAUUCCCCUCUUUGGAAACCUCAAUUCCCUCCCUAAAACUCAGAAGCUAGGAAAGGAGUGUUAGGAAGAGAGCCAAGGUAGAAGGGGAAUGCAAUAUGGGGAAACCAUAGCCAGUCACUGCCUUAGUAAACAUGGAUCACAGUCAUUAUUUCCAUAUAUGGGGCAUUUAGUACAUGGCACACACGAUAAGUGCUUUACAGAUAUGAUCUCAUUUAACCCUCCAAUAGUCCUGUGAGACAGGUACUACCCCCAGUUUGCAGGUGAGAAAACAGACUCAGAGAAGUUUUGCUAACAAAGAGCAGAACCAGUUUCAAGCCUAGAUUGUGCUGUCCCAGGAACUACAUUCCUCUCCUCACAGCCUUCAACUCCCUGCCCUCUGAUCAACUCAAACAAACGAGAAAAAAAAAAAAAAAAAACAAUGCUGGCGAGUUGAUUCUGACUCAUAUCAUCCCUAUAAGACAGAGUAGAACUGCCCCAUACAGUUUCCAAGGAGCGGCUAGUGACUUCAAAUGCCGGCCUUUUGGUUAGCAGCCAAGCUCUUAACCACUGUGAAGGACCCUUUAAUGCUUGCAACGGCUUUAUGUACAAUUGCCUGGAGCACUAUCUAAAAAAAAAAAAAAACCCUCAGAGCUUUCAGCCUUGUAGCAGGAAACUCAGGAAGAGAGGAAAUGGCCCAGGGUCAACAGGAGGAGGAAAGAAAGGAUGUGAAGAGACCACUUGUCUAUAGGCUGCAGGUGAGCACAGGGCUGGAGUUUGGGGUACCUGAGUACUAAUACUGCUAGCUCCAGCACAGCCUGAAGGGCCUUAACUCCACACCAGUGGUUACAAAUAGGCAGCCUGCUAACUGAUUCCAACUUACAGAUCUCUUUCAUUGAUCCAUACAGUAUUUCUAAAUAAUUGAAGUAAUUUCCAGUAUUAAAAUGGGAUAAUUUAAUGUAACAUUUGGAUUUCUGGCUUCUCCUGAAAAAUCAGGAGCUCUAAUAACAGUGGUCCACCUCUCUUAAGGACGGUAUUCAGAUGGAACUGAGUAGCAGCCUUCAAGCAGGGCACAGGCUCCCCAGUUUACCACAACCCCCAAAGGCUGUGUUGGUCACUUAAAUGCCUGCUAGGCCCCUCUAGGCUUUUUUGGUUUGUGACCCUUGGUCUUGACAAUCAAGUGAAUGAUCCCUCCAUUCUCGCUUCUAAGUGAAAGAGAGUGACUGAAAAUAUGCCAAAAGACAGAGCAGGCACUGUAAUUAUCCGUCAUCAGGGGAGAAACAUUGAACUAGUCCAGGCCUGAAACCACACGUAUACGUAGGCUCAGGCUUCAUGAAGGAAAGACUGUUCAUUUGGGACAUUUGAGGAAAGAGUACAUGUAAAGAAUUUUUUGUGUGAGAUUGUUCCCACAGAGCUUUCCCAUAUUGGAGUACACUACCAUCUGUGGAGAAAUCCCUUCCAGAGAGCUUCUGUGGGGAGUCAGAGAAUCUCCCCAACACCCAUCCUCACCUUAUGUCCCUCCCCCUUUCCUAUCCCUUGCUUAUUCACAAAGCAGUUGCUGAGGAAUAAAAUAGGCCAGAACUCCUGAAGAGCGGGGGUCCCACUGGCCUUCAGGUGUCUCUCCACCUGGCAGUCGGGGGAAUAGCUGCAGCUUCUGAGGAGCUGUAGCUGCAGAGUCAGGAAGUUUCAUAACUUCCUAGUUGGGACAUUUUUAAGUCUUAUUGCUAAACACGGGGCUACUACUGUGUCCCACUUAGUCACAAGACUAAGGCAGGUUCAAAGGGCAUGUGUACUAAGCAGUUCUGAGAAGGGCGGGAGGGCCAGGGGAACAAGGAAGGAAAACAGCCUUCUUCUUUACUUCCCAGCAAUACUCCUGGGAAAUGGAAUUGCUGCUUUAUUAGAGGGGUUUCGGGUUUAUCUGUGCUAGGUUCCAUUACUGAUUGUGUGGCCUCAGAGAAGUCAAGUCAGUUCUCUGGGCCUCAGUUUUCUCUUUAAGUAAAAUGGGGAAGACCAUACCAUUUUAGUAUCUACUUCUAGACCCUCCUUUUCCCUUGGUAGGUGCUCUGUCUGAACAGAGUAAGUCAACCAUUAGCCAGUAUAGACAUACCGAAGUAGCUCCUCUGGCUAAGGAUAUAGUAAUACGCUAUCCUUUGAAGGUCCUACUGACCUCUUCCUACCCGCAACUCAAAGCACAGCACAUGUUUUGAGUUGUUUUUAAACAUUACUAAACCAAACCCGUUGCUGUCGAUUCCAACUCAUAGCAACCCUACAGGACAGAGUAGAACUGCCCUAUAGGUUUCCAAGAAGCACCUGGUGGAUUCGAACUGCCGAACUCUUGGUUAGCUGCCAUAGCUCUUAACCACUAUGCCACUGGGGUUUCCUUUUUAAACACUGGGGAUACAUUUAUGCUAUUAAUGCCCAUUUUUACAACAGAGCCCUCUGCUAUAUCUGGGGCAGAGCCUACAGUCAAUAAACAAGAAGCUAAUGGACUCAAAGGGGAUUUGGACCCAUGUCCUCAUUAGCCAACUGAGCUCUGAGCAGCUGGGCUAAUCAGCAAGAUGGCUUUUGCUAUAAAAAUUUGUAUUUUCAAGAUUAGACAUCAACCAAGACAGUUUGUAGGAAGAAGCCAUCAGCUCUCUUCCAAGACACCUGAAGGAACUCCAGUGAGGUGUGUGUUGUAUAAACCAGCUGUGAUGACCCAUUCAGAUGGGAGAGGGCACACCCCAGGGACUGCUCAUGGAACCUGCUGGGUAUAGGUCAGUCUGAUGACCUCACAAUAAACUGUGUGCUCUUUCUUAAGCCCAAAGGGAAAUCAUUCAAGAGAGAGGAGCAAACACUUAGCACCAACUAUGUGUCAGGCACUGGGCUAGGGGCUUUACAGAGGUUAUUUCCCCCGAAUCCCUAUGAACUGAACAGUUAUCCCUAUUUCACAAACAAGGAGGCUAAGACCUAGAGAGGUUAAGUGACUUGGCCAGAAUCACACAGCUGUUAGUAGCAGAGCUGGGAUUCAAAUCCAGGUCUGCCUGGCUCUGAAUCAUUCACCCUUGCUGCAUACCUCUUCCAUGGGGCUGUCCAUAACCUCCUGCUGAAACCGCAUUUGCACUCCAACCAUGAAUGGGGUGGGGCUGCAGACGGUGGCCAGAAGGCUCUCGGGGACGACAGGGAUGUAGGUGUGCGCCCAGCUGAAGGGGUAGAGCAGCGCAGCAGUGGCGUGGAUGCACUGGGAGAGGGUGCUGGGGACAGAGCACAGGGAACGAGAGUCAGGGGCCCCCAGCACCCAGCAGAGCCACUGCGAGGAGUCUCCCUGUGCCUGCACCCCAUCCCCCUACAGAGCCUGCUGCCCACAGCACAGCAGCUGCUACAUGUCUGCCUGUUUAGAUACACAAAAGCAAAUCCGAGAGCGUGUGAUGACUUGUUGCUGGAGGGGCAGAAACCAGGAGAGGCUGAGGCUCCACUAAUCAAGGAUGGGCCUCUACUUGACCCUUAUCCUCCCGGUUAGUUUUCUCAACUCUCUACUGGGCAAAAACAAAAGCAAACAAAAAAAGAACCUGUUGCUGUCAAGCUGAUUCCGACUCAUAGCAACCUAUAGGAUAGAGUAGAACCACCCCAUAGGGUUUCCAAGGAACAGCUGGUGGAUCGGAACUGCCGACCUUUUGGUUAGCAGCCAAGCUUUUAACCACUUUACCACCAGAGGCUCUAAAGAGGCAAAGGAAGGAGAGAUGUCUUCAUUCCAACAGAUAACUGAUUGAGCCUCUGUGUGCUCAGGACUGUGUUAAGGAUACAGCUGCUAGGAAGAACAAGACACUGUCCCUGCUGUCAAGCAACUCAGAAGGUAAAGAUGGACACAAACAUGGAAACCAACCAUUAUACUACAGUGUGAAGGAAGUGCAUAUGGUGUGCCUUGGGGGCAUAGCAAGACCUUUUUUCCUUAAGUCUAUACAUCCUUUAUGUAUAGAUGGCUCCCUCUGGCUACUCUACCAGUACCAGUUGUCAUGGAGUCGAUUCCAACUCAUAGUGACCUAAAAUGACCAGGUUGGUGCCUGAGUUAGCUUGGGAAAUUCCUAGGUUCCUGGAAGCUCUGCAUAGCAGUUCCUACGUGGAAAGUCCCACAGAGGUGGCUCCAAUGAAGCAUUCCCAUGUUAUUACUGCCAAAGUCACAACCCAGUCCCGGUCCACCCCACACACAACCCCACUCUCUGUCUUAUUUAUUCUCCAUUAGCUUUCAUGGCUCUUCAUUUCUUCAGCCAAAUUGCCCCCAAGCCAAGCCCAAUAAAAACAUAGACGCGGAAACCUUGUUUCAAUUCCUGGUAUCAAGCUAGCACUUCCUGAGUUAGAAACAUUGAGUCUCUGACAGUCUAGCCAAGGCCCAGUCUGACUGGAAGUUCCCUCCCUGCCCAAGCUUCAGAGAUAGCAAAACAGUGUGAGAAGGAACUGGGGAGUGAGGGAUCUCUCCAGGGAAUGUUCGUGCCUGGUAUUUAAGCCCUGCCAGCUUUUGCCCAAGCCCGAAUUACCUAAGAAGUGAAGUCACCUGCACUUCCUGGAAGGCCCAGAAUCCCAGCCCCAGCCACAAGAGAAACUUCUCAUUUCUGUACAGGGCUGGGCGCGGAUGAGGUAUUUCUAAAGCAAAAGAUUAUGCCACUUCCCUCAAGGGUGAGCCUAUGACCAGUUCCUAUUUGGUUAUCACUCUGAUUUUUACACAGUUUUCAAUUCACAAGUCCCAUUCCCUGCCCAAGCUUCCUUUCCUCUGAAACCCAUGACAUUCAGCCAACCCACUGACCUCUGUUGUUUGAGUCUCUAAUAUACGUUUUUUCUUUUCUUCCCUAAAAUGUAGAACGAGAAUUGUGAGCCCAAUAUCCGUAGCUCUCUCCUACAGGUAUCGAUAGAAGGCCUGACCCCUACUGCUUUAUGAUUUUUUUUUUCCUUCUUAAAAAAAAUUUUUUUUAUUCUGUCAUAUGCCUCACUGUGUCUCUUUCACAGUUGAAGCACCUCAGAGAUGGAGACCACGUUCUGACAGUACCCUGCUUUGGCUACACACAGAGAGUCACUGAACUAUGAACAUAUUAUUAACAAUGUAUUACUAAGCUGCUAGCCUCUGUGUGCCCAGCAGUGUGUUAGGACCUGAUGUGCACUAGCUUAUUUAAUCCUCAGAGUCACUGAGUGGUGCGAACGGUUAACCUCUAACGAAAAAGUUGGAGGUUUGAGUUCACCCAGAGGUACCCUGGAAGAAAGGCCUGGUGAUCCAGUUCCCCAAAAAUCAGCCAUUGAAAACCCUAUGGAGCCCAGUUCUGCUCUGACACACCUGCAUUACCAAGAGUGGGAAUCGACUCCACAGCAGCUGGUUUCAUUUAAUCCUCACAACCUUAUGAGAUAGUACAAUCGUUAUUUCCAUUUUAUAGAUGAGGAGGCCACGACUUCCAGAAGUUACGAAAUUAACCUAAGAAGAACCACACAGCUAAAAGUGGAGGAAUAGGAUUUGAAGCUUCUGUUAAUUUUAAACUCUAUGCUUUCAACUAUUACAUUAAUUCUGUAUUUCCUUAAAGUCAAGGGCUAUAUUAUUUGUAUUUAUCUUCCUGAGGCUGGACACCUGGCAAACAGCUGACAUGCCAUAAAUGUUUGCUGAAUGAGUGAAUACAUGGAUAGAUGAAAUAUGUUUGUCAUUAGGAUGAUGGCUUAACCUCCAUACCAUUAUACGCCUUCCUGCUCUGUCCUCCACCCUCCUUGCCUCCCACAGCUUUUCAAAGGCAGAAUCAGAUCUGCAUCCACCCGAAAUGGUCCCCACCUGGGCUGUCCCAGGAAAACUUAAUGCUCCUCUCAGAGCUAAAUCAAGAGCCUUCUUCAGGCCUGGGCAGCAAUCAAGUCUGGAGGCAGGAGCCGGAGAGCUACAGCAGCUGUUUCUCUAGGCUUAAUAUGCAGGUCAAGGAGCUGGAAGGGCAGUGAGCACAAGGGUCCUACAGCCUGAUCUCCUCUGAGAACCGUCUGGUCUGUUCCCUUGAGCCCAGGGCUGCCGGCCAGCUCAGGGGAGCAGUUCAGGGGAGCCAUUCAGUGGCUGGGCCUACCUGAGGCCUUCUGCCAGGAAAAUGAUUCUUCUCUCAAACACCGCAGAGGCAAAGAUCUGCAGAAUCUGCUCAAAACUGAGACACUGUAACAGAGAACUGAAGUCCACGUGCUCUAGGUGGGAAUCCAGGGGCCGUGUCAGGGAGAUGAACUGUGGGGAAACCAGAGAGGAAGGGUCACACUGCACAGUCACACAGACCCCAGAACCUGGGUCUUGCUGGCCUCUACUCCAUUCUCCCUCAUGGGAAUGAACCUGCUACUGUCUCCCUGCAAAAAUCUGUUGAUGGGAUUCCCUCUGUUCUAAGGAUAACAUCGAUUUAAUCCUUAGCAUGGCUACAAGGUCCUGUCUCCCUCUCUGGUCCUACUGAGCACACCCCACCUCCCUCACUAUGCCUCGGCCAUGUUGGCUUCUUUCUGUCCCUGGGAUUUCUCUUCUCCCUUCAGUCUCAUUCUCAUUCAGGUCUCAGAGGACUUUUUGGCCACCUAAAAGCACAUGUGUUUCCCCACUAUUUUCUCAUGUACUACCCUAUUUUCUUUUUUCAUCACAAUUACACAGUUUGUAAUUUAAAUGGACUUUAAAUGAGGUCAAAGGCCAUGUUCAUUUUGUUCACCUCUUUAUACCCAGAAAAUAGUAUAGUGCUUGGCCCUGGAGGCACAUCGGUUAAGAGCUCAGCUACUAACCAAAAGGUCAGCAGUUUGAAUCUACCAGCUACUCCUUGGAAACCCUAUGGGGCAGUUCUACUCUGUCCUAUAGGGUCACUAUGAGUUGGAAUCAACUCAAUGGCAACAGGGUUUUUUUUUUUUUUGGGAGGGGGUGGGAGAGGAUGGCACAUAAUAAGUAUUCAAUACUUAUUUUCUAAGUGAAUGAAAAAAAUCUAGUCCCUCCUCUUAUUUUUAUAUGAGGAAACCAAGACUCAGAAGGGCACACAAACUUAUCUAGAAUACCAGGAGUCUGGGCUAAGUGGCCUUAAAACAAUAGCAUCCCCACAUGGAAUGGGUGGAACUCAGGGCAUGGGGAUGGGUGAUGAGAAAUAGACAUGAACACUAGAAGGUAUAAGACAGAGACAAGAGGAUAAGGUGGGUGGAAGAGUAAGUGGCAGUUUGAAGUCUGGGGACAAAGUAUUUUCUGGCAUCAUAGGUCUCAACUUCCGUGAUAGCUUUAUUAUAAAUAGGAAUCUUGGUGGCUUGAACAGUAACUAGGUCCGUGUGGACACCAAGUUGGGAGGAUCAGAAAAUCUGGGUUUGGUUUUCAGCUCUGCCAGUAAUUCUAAGCAAGUCCAGUCCUGCCUGCCUCAGUUUCUCUGUAUAUUAACCUGGUGAAUGUAAGAACAGUGGGAAGAAGUGCCACAGAGGCCUGCUCUCUCUAGCCAUGGAGGGUCCCCCCUGUCUUGCUAACCCACCUCAGUGCCUGAGUCAGGGAUGAAGCUCUUGAGGGUGACAGUCUUCCCAGGAGCAGGGAAGGCCGCCUCUCGGAGGCCCUGCAUGAACGGGUAGAUGACCGCCGUGGAGAUCUGAUGCCGCUUCUCCACUUCAUCCAGGAUCUGCACAGAAAAGGGCCACAAGAGACAUAGCUCAAAGAGGUGCACCGGGUGGGGGGCAGAGAUCCGACAUGUCCCAUGAUGAGGGAUCUGGCACAGUGAAGCUCCCGUGCUGGUCCAGCUAAUCCUCAUCAAUUCUUGAGGCUUCUCCACCAACUGGUUCUCUCCCUCCCUAGCAGAAACUGGUCUCAAGCCAAAUAAUCUGCUGUUUAUCUCCUACAUAAGACCUGCUUUUGCCUAGCCUUCUUUCCCUCUCUCCACCAAUCCGCGUCCCUCCCUUCUUACCACCCUUGGUGGGACCGUGUUCAUUUGUACUGGUUGAAGUGGGGCCUAGAAGUCUAAGCCUUUUGGGUGUCACUCUGUCCUCCAACUUUCAUUGGAGACUCCCAGGGUCGGUUCAACUUCCAUCCCUCAGAUCACAGCACAGAUGAACACUCCCCCUAAGCAAAGGCUGACAGAGUAUCCAUCCCCCUCCUCCAAGGGUACAGAGUGUACGGAAGCCCUUUUGUGGCCACCAAGACUUGCCCCAUCCUAUUGGAGGAAAUUCUCUUUCAUCCUAACUCAAGUAUACUGACACUCGUAUUAGCUCCAGCAGAAGUCCUGGGAACCUCAACUUCUCUUCUACCCCUCAACUAGUCAGAGGGGAUCUUGGGAGGGCCAGAGUCAUAUCUAAGGCAUGGCACAUGCCCUGGGCACCACUGAAGGGGGGGCGCUACUGAGCAGUUUCUAUUAACCCGGUUCUGCCCAACGUCCUUCCUCAAGUAUGGCAGAAACAGAGGCAUAGGGGGAGAGGGGCAGUUUCCCCCCGGGCACAAAUUCAAGGGGGCACCAGACAAGGCAAGGAAUGAUAUUCCAAGGUGCCACAAACAUGAAAGGCACAUGAGGCAGCCAGACAAGAAGUGGAAGGUGUUCGCUCGCUGACAAGUCUCCACUAUCAAUAUCUAUCUGUUCAUCUUGAAACUGAGGGGAGGGGGAGGCGCAACUUAGAGAUUGCUCCUAAAACCCCGUGUACUCACCUGAAUUGUGGAGGCAUGCAAUUUAAAGAUUUCCCCUACGUGCUGAUUACCCUCCCUACGCCCCAGAAGGGGCGCUUUUUCAGUGCUUGCCAUUGGUGCUAUUGCCUGUAGAUACACCUCUGCUUGGGACCCUUAUUCUAUAAUAAUUCUCUUCAUAUUAAUUUGGUGCUCUGCAUUGUAUAACUUCUCAUAUAUCUCCUUAUUUGAACCUAACACUAGCCUGUGAGGUAUGAGGGUGAGGGGUUAUUAUAUCCAUUUCACAGAGGGAGAAAUUAAACUCCAGACAGAAGAGUCCUGGCCUGGGGCUCCUCCCAUUGUCCUGCUUCAAUUCCCUUCUUACCUCCUACAAUGGGGAAAAUGGCUCUCUCUUCAGGUCAAACGCCCCCCCUCGUUUCAGUUCCCAUUUUUUCCCUAAAAGCAAUCAAGCCCAAGCCCCUCUCUGCCUCAGUUUCCCCAAGUGGGCCUCAAUGCUGAGUCCAGCUGUGGGGGAGAAGCUCCCCUAAGGGCUCAGGGGGCACAGUGAGAGGCGGGGAGCCAGGCUGAGCCUGGAAGGGGAGCAGGACUAACGGGCCCCGAGGAAUCCUGUCCACCCUACCUUGGAGAACAAGCCGAAGCAGCCGAUGCAGCUGAGGAUGCAGUACACUUUGGGAAGGCGAGGGCCGCGGCCAGCAGGCUGGGGAGGGCAGAGAGGUGCCUUCAGUGCUGUGGCUUCCCCAGCUGGGGCUGGAGGGGCUCAAGGACAAUGGAUGGAGUGCAGGGAAUUUAUGGUGAAUGGUGGGCCACGGGGAGAAAGGCCUGGCUGUGCAGAGGUCCUGCUCAUGGACAGGCAGUAGAGAGGCCAGAGUGACCACCAAGGUCAAAGGAAGAUGGCCUUGAUGGGGCUGGGAGCUCACAGGCAAGCAAUGCUGCCUGCAGUGCCAUUACCACCUGGGGUCAGCUCAGAGAGGGGGAAAGUGUGUUUUAGAUGAGGAAAUGGCUAGGAGGAAUGCAUUGUGGAGGUGACUUGGAGAAUCCUCCUGAGACUGAAGAAUUGAACCGAGUUGUCCAAAUCUUAGCCUAUGUUCUGGGAGGCCCAGGAGCCAAGGCCACUCAACCUGGACAGAGAGGGCAGAGAGAGGUACAGGUUGCAGCCCCCCACAAUGAGAGAGGCUGUUGACAGCUGGGGAGAGCAAAGACCAGGCAUGACUAGCAAAGCUCCCUAGAGGGGUGGGAAGGGGCACUAUGCCUCAUUCUUGCAGGGGUACACAAUGGACACCAACAUGGCUGCAGGCGCUGGGCUUUGCUCUCUCUAAACCACCCUUGGUUUUUGCAGCUGAGGCUUGAGCAAGGCCAGCUGUGGAGAUGAGCAGUUUGCAGAGAGGAGGGGGCAGUUCUGAGCUGCACAGACCAAGACGCGCCUGCAGUAUCCAAUCUUCCUGCUCCCGUCCACGUUGGUCAGAACGAAGGAGAAUGUCUCCCUGGGAAAGAGCAAAUAAGGCUUGGUUUGCAUUUGCCCACUGGAUUAUAAAGCAGAAAGGUGGCCAGCAUCAGAGGGGUGGUGAGGGGGUGGGGAGAAGGGCAGAGAGCUGCUACUGAAUCAAGGCAGUAGAAGUCCUUACUGGGGGGCCAAGCUCUAAGCAUAUCAUCUCAUUUAAUUCUCAAUCAAAACCACCCUAUGAGGUAGGUACAAUUAUUGUCCCCAGUUAAAAGAUAAAGGGAUUGAGGCUCUGAGCGGGCAUUUGUUACCCAAGGUCGCUCAACUUGUAAGUGGUUGGGCCAAAAUUCUAACUCAGGGAACCAAAUCCCAGGACUCAUGCUGUAAGAGACAUUGCUAUAUUGCCUCCUUAGAGGUCUUCAGCUGAGUCCAGCUUCUGCCCAUGGCAGAGCAAAACAGUAGAAGGAGAGAGAGCAGUCAGGAUGUCUCCUAGGACAAGUGAAAGGACCUCAUCUUCCUCUGGAAGGAGAUGACUCCUCUGGAAGGAGAUGGCUUAUACCCUUGGCCUUGAGAGACCCCAGGCAAGACGUUUUAUAAAUGAGUCAACCCCAGUCCCCCCCUCCCCCACAGGGGUGACGGGUGCACAGGGGCCACAUGGCUCUAGCAUUACUCACAGUCUCCACAAUCCCAGACUCCCCUGUCCCAAGGCUGACCUGGGAUACUCAGUGAGAGGUGCCCACUCAUUCCCAUCUGGGAAGCAGAACAAGGGGAUGGCACUGAGCAGCCGUUCCUCCUCCUCCUGUUGGCCCCGUAGCAGGUUCUCCCGCUAUAAGGAGAAGAAAAAGAGGUAAGUGGAUUGUGGAGUUGAGGGGAGGAGAGGUUUGAGGGCUGGAAGCUUCUUCUAGGCUCUAAGCUUUCCCUCUGGGAUGGGGCCCAAAGGGUCCCUUCACCUGUCACUCUGCACCAGGACUUCAUUUUGGGUCUGGCCAGAAUGCCCCCAAAAUUGAGACAGCCCCUCCCUGGCCAAGUCCACAGGAAUUUCAGUAUGCCAAAGAUCAACCCAGUCAGGAACGGGGAUGCACUGUCCCCAACCCCUCACCCAGCGCAGAUCAGACAAGCAGGAGCCUGAUGCUUGGGCUGUGACCAGAGUGCUGGGCCUUCCUACCAGCUGUGCCUGCCCCACCCAUCCCAGGGAGGGGAUCCUCAUCAAGGUCUGGCAGGAGGUAAGCUUCUCUCCAGAGAAGGGUGACUGAAGACUGAAUUUGAAAGAACUGGGAGGUCCCAGAAGGGACUAAAGAGCUACCCCAGUUUCCCGGCUAGGGAACAAGCUGAGGCAGUGCUGGGUGCCUCACUCAAUCAGCUCCUCACAAAGCAGUCAGACCUAGAUUCUAUCGGCGAUAACAGAAAACAAGGCCGGGCUAAGAAGGAAAUAGAGGGCAGCAGCUCAGGGCAGCUCCAGGCUCAGCACUGGCAGGGUGGGGAGAGGGAAAUGGUACCCCCACCACCGCCAUUCACAUCACCCAAUCCUCUGUCUCCCCUCUCACACACCUGCCUCUUGCCAUGAGUCCUUACCUUGGGAAACUGGUAGGUGAUUGUAGGCUCAUAAUCAUCCCCGGAACGCUUUUGUUUGAGAGAAACCACAAGAAGGUACUCAAAGAAGUGCUGUCCUCCAAAGGGCUUGGGUGGAGGGAGCUCCUGGGCCCUUUCCAGUUCCUUUACAGCUUCCCCUGUAUUGUCCUGGGAAGAUUCUAAAACCGAGACAAGAUAACAGGGCCCAAUCUGUAUCUCAUCUGUCCACGCCUGAGGUGAAGUCUGUGAGAAGCCAGGCACCUUCUGCUGCCUUGCCAGCCCUGAGGCACCUGGAACCUGGCUGCCCGGCACACAGCAUCUCAGGUCGCAGAACAGGAUCAGACUCAGCUGGGCAGUUUCUAAACCUGCCUUGGAGACUUGAAACCACUGGGCACCCAGAGGUGGAAAGAAACCACUGACUUGGAAACCGAGGACAUGUACUGGGGAGGCCACAUGGGUGGCCCUAUGCUCCAAGGUACUGCAGCAAGUCUGCCUACCUGCGGGUUGCCCAGGUCCUAGCCCAGUGCCUGAAACACAGCAUGUCCUGAGUAGAUAUGUAAUAAAUAAAUCACAACAGGGCCAUGUGACUGUGACCCCACAACCCCUACAGAGGGCAUGGCUGGCUCUAAAACCAACAGAGGAAACCUCCCAGCCCGGUCACAUGGGGGGCCAUGUGGAAGUAGAGAUAUAAAAGCAAGAGGAGAAAGGAGCAUUUCAAGGAAGAAACACAGCCCCUCUAAGAGGGUCACCCUGGAAAAAAGGAAGUGGGCUCUCCAGUCCAGACCUGCUCGGAGCCGGGGCAGCCGGUUGCGGAAGAGCCUGAGAGCCCGGCCUACCACUUGUCCUUCCAUCUUCCAGGGCCUGAGGGGCAUGGAGUGCUUCCCUUUCCUCCAACACAGCCUGGCUACAGAAAGUCUGAGAAAGGGGAUCCCGCUUCCGUCGCCAACCACAAUUCUGCCAUGCUGAGCCACAAACUGCCUUCCAAAUAGAGGAGAGCAGCUUCCAUGCUGUGUACCCAAUGGCUGAGUGAGGAGGAUGUGACAGGACCCAGGAAGGCAGCAGGACGCCCAGCACCAACAGAGGCAGCAUCCUGGCACAGCAGCUCAGACCUCAGCUCCUCCCAAAAGCCUCAGGGUGUGGUGAGAGAAAAGGUCAUGAGCAAACACCUCUAAGGCCCAGCUGCUUCUGGGCUAAAAAAAAAAAAAAAAAAACCGUUGCUGUUAAGUCGAUUCC
Molecule: messenger RNA, 22973 nt
Organism: Loxodonta africana (African savanna elephant)
Lineage: Eukaryota; Metazoa; Chordata; Mammalia; Proboscidea; Elephantidae
Gene: CEPT1
Product: choline/ethanolamine phosphotransferase 1
Exons: 9
Coding region: 466-1716 (416 amino acids)
Biological process (GO): phosphatidylethanolamine biosynthetic process
Cellular component (GO): Golgi apparatus; endoplasmic reticulum membrane
Molecular function (GO): diacylglycerol cholinephosphotransferase activity; ethanolaminephosphotransferase activity
Source: RefSeq, a predicted model, not a curated record